AUAAAGUUGAAGGAAAACAAAAUAGAUUGACCGAAGAUUAAACUUUGUUCAAAAUUGAACGCAAUUUACAGGAAUCUAAAUUAAAUCAUGUUGCAAGAAACGGAGUGUACACUUUUUGAACUGCUCCAGUGCAGGAAUAGAAAACAAACUUAGAGGCGCUGAUGGAUGAAUACUAGUUAAGACGCGGGCAUGACAGCUCUCAGGCUUUUCUUUGGUGUCACUCAACGUGUUAUGUUUUUAUAAAAGUUAUAAUUGUUGAUUGAAAAUGGGCAUUUUGAAAUUUUAUAAAGUACCUGGUCUGAAAACAGGUCAAUUGAAAAGUAAAUUGCAUAAAGUGUCGGAAAUUGUAUCCUCGAUUAUAGAUCUUGAAACUGAAUUAUGUUAUUAUGUGGAAACAGUUGAAUCACUUGAAGAAAAUGAAGUUCAAAUAUUAAAGUGGAUCUUGUCAACUCCCUUCCAAGAAGAAUAUUUGCGAUGCAAUAGCGUAUUUAAUGAUAUUCAAGAUCAUGCUAUUGUUAUUGAGAUUGGACCGAGAUUGAAUUUUUCGACUGCAUUUUCUACGAAUGUAGUUUCCAUAUGUAAAACUGUAAAAUUGUGCAAAGUAACAAGAGUAGAAGUGGCGACUAGAUAUUGUAUUAAGUAUAAAGGGAGAUUUGAUAAGAAAAUAGAAAAUGCUAUUGUAGAUGCCUUGGGAGAUAAAAUGACAGAAUGUAGAUAUAUGAAACCUAUUGAAACAUUUGAUCAUGGCUUUAGGCCAGAGAAAUGGUUUGAAGUUGAUGUAAUCAAAAAUGGCAGGAAGGCUUUAGAAGAAGUUAAUUUGAAAUUGGGUUUGGCAUUUGACGAUUGGGAUUUAGAUUUUUAUACAAAAUUAUUUUGCCAAAAGCUGAAACGUAACCCAACUAGCGUAGAAUGUUUCGAUCUUGCCCAAUCUAAUAGUGAACAUAGUCGUCAUUGGUUUUUUAAAGGACGCAUCAUUUUGGAUGGCAAAGAGAAAAAAGAAUCCUUAAUUAACAUGAUUAUGGAUACACAAAAUUACUCAAAUUUUAACAAUGUGAUUAAGUUCAGUGACAAUAGCAGCGCCAUAGAAGGAUUUACGAUUCCUGUCUUACGUCCUACAAUCACUUACAAAUGCAGUAACUUUCAUGUGGAAAAUAUCAAACAACAUCUUAUUUUUACAGCAGAGACGCACAACUUUCCAACCGGUGUAGCGCCUUUCAGUGGCGCUACAACGGGAACCGGAGGUCGACUAAGAGACAUACAAGGAAUUGGUCGGGCCGGAUAUUAUAUAGCAGGCACUGCAGGUUAUAGUGUUGGCAAUCUUUUAAUUUCAGGCUACGAUUUGCCAUGGGAAGACAAGGAUAAAAUUUAUCCUAGCAAUAUGGCGCUGCCAUUAGAAAUAUUAAUCGAAGCAAGUAACGGUGCUUCCGAUUACGGAAACAAAUUUGGGGAGCCUUUAAUAUCUGGUUUUAUACGUUCUUAUGGAGCGACAGAUAACAUGGGAGUUAGACGAGAAUGGAUCAAGCCUAUAAUGUUUAGUGGAGGAUUAGGAACUAUGGAUGCGAAUUUGGCAAAUAAAAUUCCAGCAAAGCGAGGAAUGGAAGUUGUUAAGAUCGGUGGACCCGUUUAUCGAAUUGGUGUAGGAGGUGGCUCAGCGAGUUCUAUGGAAGUGCAAGGUGAUAAUAGUAUGGAAUUAGAUUUUGGUGCUGUACAACGCGGUGAUCCUGAAAUGGAGCAAAAAUUGAAUCGUGUUGUGCGUGCGUGCGCGGAGAUGGGUGGUAGCAAUCCAAUUCUUAGUAUCCACGAUCAGGGAGCCGGAGGUAACGGAAACGUUCUAAAGGAGUUGGUGGAACCUGCCGGUGCUGUGAUUUUUACAAAGAAUUUUGAUCUCGGCGAUCCUAGUAUUAGUACGAUGGAACUUUGGGGUGCGGAAUACCAAGAAAGCGAUGCAAUUUUAUGCAAGUCCGAAGACAGUGAUUUAUUAAAAGAAAUUGCUGCACGUGAAAAAUGUCCAAUUAAUUUCGUCGGCAUUGUCACUGGAAAUGGAAAAAUCAUUGUUUCCGAAGAAGAGAAUUGCGAUAUUUCAAAAUAUGUCAAUGAUGAAAAUGAAAACUUAGACAGUACUAAGCAUCCAGUAAAUUUAGAGCUAGACGUUAUCCUUGGAAAAAUGCCUCGUAAGAUUUUUAAUCUACAUAACGUGCCGCUGCCAAAAUUUCCGACAAAAUUGCCCGACGGAUUAUCCGUGCUCGAUGCAUUAAACAGAGUUUUACGACUUCCAUCGGUGGCUAGCAAACGGUAUUUAACGAAUAAGGUAGAUCGCUGUGUGACGGGCUUGGUGGCUCAGCAGCAAUGUGUCGGACCAUUGCAUACUCCUCUGGCUGACGUUGCCGUGACGGCCAUUUCAUAUUUUUCCACAAAAGGCAUCGCAACUUCUAUUGGCGAACAGCCAAUUAAAGGAUUAGUAAACGAAGCAAUCGGCGCUCGAAUGACGGUUGUCGAAGCUCUUAGCAAUCUGGUAUUUGCGCGAAUUUCCGAAUUACGUGACGUUAAAUGUAGUGGCAAUUGGAUGUGGCCGGCCAAGCUUCCAGGCGAAGGUGCAGCACUCUAUAACGCUUGUAUGGCAAUGUGUUCGUUGAUGAAAGAACUUGGGAUUGCGAUCGAUGGUGGUAAGGAUUCUCUUAGCAUGGCCGCACGUAUCGGCAAGGAUAUUGUCAAGGCACCUGGAACUCUCGUCGUAUCUUGUUACGCACCGUGUCCCGACAUUCGCCAGGUAAUCACUCCAGACUUGAAAGCUCCCGUUAUGGGACUACAAGGUAGUCUACUCUUUAUCGAUUUAUCUUAUGACAAGAGUCGCCUCGGAGGAACCGCUCUGUCUCAAGUUUAUCGUCAAUUGGGCAACGAUGUGCCGGAUAUCGAAAAUGUGCAGGCUUUCAAACAUGCCUUUAACGUUACGCAGCAAUUAAUUGCCGAUGAAAAGAUUCUCGCUGGUCACGACGUCAGCGACGGAGGAUUGAUAACAUGCCUUCUAGAAAUGUGUUUCGCUGGAAUGUCAGGGAUGAAUGUCGAUAUAACUCAUAAAUCUGCAGCCGCUAUCGAUGUUUUAUUUUCCGAAGAGGUUGGUUGGAUAUUGGAAAUUGAUAAGAAAUAUCAAAAUGAAGUAACGAAAACGUUUCAACACUGCGACGUUCCCGUUUAUUUAAUCGGAGAAUCCGUGGGGCUUGGAAUGGAAUCGAAAAUAGUUAUUAAAAUACGAAAUGAGAUUGUAUUGAACACUACAGUAAUCGAUUCAAUGAACAUUUGGGAAGAAACUAGUUUUCAACUGGAAUGCCAUCAAACAAAUGUCGCCUGCGCCUCGAAAGAGUUUUCUGGGUUUAAAGAACGAACUAUUCCCGCUUAUCAUUUGAGUUUCGAUCCCGUUAGAUUUCGAUCGAUACCGACAGAUCCAUCAAAUAAUAUUAAAGUAGCCGUCAUAAGAGAAGAAGGUAUUAACGGGGAUAGGGAAAUGGCAGCUUCUCUAUGGGAAGCUGGCUUUGAUGUCUAUGACAUUACGAUGCAAGAUUUGCUGAAAAAUCACAUCACAUUGGAAAUGUUCAAAGGCAUAAUUUUUCCUGGAGGUUUUAGCUACGCCGAUGUUUGUGGUUCUGCCAAAGGAUGGGCAGCCGGUUUUCUUUUUCACCCAUCUCUACGCGAACAAUUAUGCAUUUGUAACAGGUACACAGAUGAUUAUGGGCAUCCGACUGAAUGUUAUCCUAUGAAUCCAAAUGGUAGUGUAAAUGGUAUUGCUGCCAUUUGUUCUAAAAAUGGUCGACAUUUGGCGAUGAUGCCGCAUCCAGAAAGGUCUACCCAAAUGUGGCAGUGGCCUUGGAAACCAACAGGAUGGAAUUAUGAUUUCUCACCAUGGCAACGACUUUUCGACAAUGCAUAUACUUGGUGCCAAGAAUACAAUUAGAAAAUUUACUAUCAAAUUCAACAACGAAUUUAAAAAACAUUACUAUAAAAUAUUUUAUUGUUAACACUUUAUUGUUAAUACUUUAAUAAUUUGCAAACCAUCGUCGAUAGCGCUGCCAGUAUUUUAUCGUUGUCCAACAAAAAAUUUCACAGAGUUACAAAAGAAAAUGAAAAGAACGAGGCGAGUCAGCAAAUCGAGGAGCAGAAGCAAUAAAUCGAAGAACAAAAGCAGCAGGCACAGAACAUUAGUUUGUCGUUCCUCGACGAAGCAACACUCAUCUUACCAGGUUUGGGGCUAGAUCCACCGAUGAUCGUGAAGAAGCUUACAGUUCAUCAAAUUCGUAGUCUUUCAUGCCUUCGCUGCUUAUUUUCAAAUUUGCGCAGUCUAUCUUCGAUAAAGUCUCUAAUAUUAUUAUUCCUAACUUACAGAAAUUGAACUUGAUGAAAUUAAAUUUGAUUUUCUGUAAGAAAUUGUUUACAUUUGAUUUUCCGUAAUAAAUAAAUCGAUCAAUGUUAACGUUUUUAUACACACUAUAAGUAUAAUUCUAUCUAUGUAAUAAACUAUGUAAUGUACGAUGAAGAUAUAGUUUGUGAAAUAAACAAUAUGAACUAAAA
Pogonomyrmex barbatus (red harvester ant) is the source of this 4560-nucleotide messenger RNA. RefSeq names its product phosphoribosylformylglycinamidine synthase (gene Pfas). NCBI's taxonomy places the organism in Eukaryota, Metazoa, Arthropoda, Insecta, Hymenoptera, Formicidae. Gene Ontology annotation, molecular function: phosphoribosylformylglycinamidine synthase activity. Gene Ontology annotation, cellular component: cytoplasm. The record is from RefSeq and is a predicted model, not a curated record. Gene Ontology annotation, biological process: 'de novo' IMP biosynthetic process.